Messenger RNA from Trichomonas vaginalis G3, 1215 nucleotides. RefSeq lists its product as uncharacterized. The record is from RefSeq and is a predicted model, not a curated record. Lineage: Eukaryota; Parabasalia; Trichomonadida; Trichomonadidae. The transcript has a single exon. Bases 1 to 1215 code for a protein of 404 amino acids.
AUGACAGAUAAAGAAUACAGUGGCUACUAUAGUUAUUACUCUGAUUCGUAUGGAGAAUAUUAUUCAGAUGAUGAAACUAAAUCAGCCAACAAAACAGCAAAGAAAGAAAAUAAAGAUUCAAACAAUGAGAAAUCGAAAAGUAACAAUGAUUCCACAAAAUCUAAAGUACAGCAACAGCAAGUUCCUAAUGAAUCAAAUAAUGAAAAUUCUUUAGAAAAUGAACAUUCUAAUUACGAUUCAAAAAAUGAAGCUCCAAAAUCUGAACGUAGGAUAUCAGUUUCAUUUUCCCAAGAAGCAAUUGAUGGUGGUGUUCCAGUAAAGCAUGAUAAUGAUGAUUUAGACGCUUGGGCAAGUGCCAACUCAGGGAAAUCUAACCCAUAUGAUGUGGAAAAGUCAUCUAAUCCGGAACCCGAAGAUCUACUGCCGUUUUUAUCGGCUACAAAUCCAAAAGAUCCGGAGCAAAAACAAUUACCAGAGACGAUUCCAAAAUCUAAGCAAGAAAUCAAUCCAUUUCUUGAACCUGAACCAUUACAAUCUCAUUACAAUUCAAUUCCACCAAGAAUUACUACUCAUAGCCAAGAUUCAAUUCAAAGUCAAUAUUCUCAUGAAAAUUCCAGCCAAAUAAACGAAAGCCAAGGUUCAAAUAGAUCUAUUCUUAGUAAUCCUCACGAAGACGAAAUUGAAAGCAGUAAUCAAGAAGAAAAUCCAAGUUCGCCAAUAGUUAAAGACAGAGGAAUCAAUCUUUCGUUAGAAAGAGAGAUGUCUGAUGAAAGAUGGAUGAAAAAUAUACCUUCUCAGCUUCAAACUCCAACAAUUCCAGCAAAUAAAUCUGAAAACCGCCAAUUAGAAAGUAAAGAUAAGGAAACUAACUUCACUCAAAGCGGUAAAACUACAGCAACCAAUAAUUCUCUUGAAAUCCAAGUUAUGGGAACAAAUGAUAUGAAAGUUGAGGUUUCUAAGCCUCCCUUGAUUAUAAUAGAGAAUGAAAUAUAUCCACCAGGUGAAAUAGCAUGUGAUAAAGAUAGAUCUGGAACGGAUACGUCACAAACUAACGAUGAUAACUCAACUUCAUCAGGAGCAACUGUAAAUAGCGAAAACAUAUGGUUUGAAUUUGCUAUUCCAGAAAUACCAGCUGUAGACAAUUCCCUAUUCGAUAAUGAACUUUCUACCGAAUUUGAUCUUCCUAAGCUUUUGGCUGAGAUGAAAAAAGCUUAA